This is a messenger RNA of Orcinus orca (killer whale), 3305 nucleotides long. It is a transcript of the gene COQ10A, whose product is annotated as coenzyme Q10A. The transcript is spliced from 5 exons. The record is from RefSeq and is a predicted model, not a curated record. Gene Ontology annotation, molecular function: ubiquinone binding. Gene Ontology annotation, cellular component: mitochondrion. NCBI's taxonomy places the organism in Eukaryota, Metazoa, Chordata, Mammalia, Artiodactyla, Delphinidae. The coding region runs from base 235 to 966 and encodes 243 amino acids. Gene Ontology annotation, biological process: cellular respiration; ubiquinone biosynthetic process.
AUGGCAACGGCGUGACGUGGGGUUACUGGGAGCUGCGGGAGCAGCGGUAGCGGCUUCAGUUCUAGGCUACCCGGCCGCCCGGGCAGGAAUAGAGGGAGAGGAGCUACCGCCCAACGCCGCCCCUGCGCUCGGGGGCCCUGAACCCGCCCGGCUGCCGCUAACCUCCGCUCUUCCUCUGGACUGAGGAGUGCGCAGCUGGUAUCAGAGCCGAGAGGGCAAGGGAGGGCAGCGCGCAUGGCCUCGGCAGGCGCGCGGCGACUCCCGGCCGGGACGCGCGCGGCGGCCAGGGGCUGCAGCGGCCUCUCCCUGCGCCCGGCCCCGCCCCCGGUCCCUCCGCGACCGCCGGUCCCAAUGAGAUUUCUGAUCUCCUGCAGCCUCUUCUUGCCCCGGGCUGCCCAGGUCUUGGCGGCUGAGGCUGGCUUACCUCCCAGCCGUUCCUUCAUGGGCUUUGCUGCCCCCUUCACCAACAAGCGAAAGGCUUACUCCGAGCGUAGGAUCAUGGGGUACUCAAUGCAGGAGAUGUACGAGGUGGUAGCCAAUGUCCAGGAGUAUCGUGAGUUUGUGCCCUGGUGUAAGAAGUCUUUGGUGGUAUCCAGCCGCAAAGGUCACCUGAAGGCCCAGUUGGAGGUUGGCUUUCCACCUGUUAUGGAACGUUAUACUUCUGCUGUUUCCAUGGUCAAACCUCACAUGGUCAAGGCUGUUUGCACCGACGGCAAGCUCUUCAACCACUUAGAGACCAUUUGGCGGUUCAGUCCUGGUAUUCCUGCCUAUCCCCGAACUUGCACUGUGGACUUCUGGAUUUCCUUUGAAUUUCGUUCUCUGCUGCACUCCCAACUGGCCACCAUGUUUUUUGAUGAGGUUGUCAAACGGAAUGUCACUGCCUUCGAGCGCCGGGCAGCAACCAAGUUUGGUCCAGAAACAGCCAUCCCCCGUGAACUGAUGUUCCAUGAGGUGCACCAAACUUGAGGCAAAGGAUUGUUCCCUAGCCUCACCUCUCCUCUCCCUCCUCACCCAAUUCUCUUAUUUAUUUCAUUUAGCUCCUGCUCCAAUCUGAGAGAAGAGUCUAUGUUCAUAAUACUGUUCUUCCACUCAAACUGGGCUCUAAGCUGGCUGGAAAUGCUGGGGGAAAGAAAAGGCAGGGAAGUAUGGAAAGGAAUGCUUAGUAUGGAAAGUAGUAUGGAAGUAUGGAAAGGAAAGUAUGCUUAGGAAAGGGUCAGGCUCAUCUUGAGAGCCCAUAUGCCUGAUGCCUGCAACCUUCUCACACUGAAUUAUAAUCAGGACUGUAUGGUUGUCUCUGAGCUCUUGUCAAGGUGCCUUAGUGUCUGACCAGGGGAAGACAGCAACUUUUCUUAGGACUGAAUAAACUGAAUUCCUUUCUCUGACACAGAGCUACUGGGUAGUCAGUAACUUUGCCUGCUCUUGGUGAAGGGGCAGGAUAAGAACCCUGAUAAAUAAAGGGAUAUUUGCUUGUGGCAGGGGAUGAGGAGGGAGGUUUACUAUUUUUAAUGCCCUCAGCCCCUCAGGAGAUGCCUGAGAUCUGGCCCCAGCUUAAAAUCUGUAUGACCUCACUUUAAGAAUAGUUCCAUGCUGCCUGGCUAGUGGAGAGCAAGGGGCUUUCUCCCCAUCAUUGCCACAGGGGGAAAGGAGCAAAAGAGCACUGAACAGUUAUACUCUUGGGUUGUACCUUAUUCUUCCACUCCUGAGUUUUUAUAAAAUUUCAAUAAAUUAAUUGUGACAGUAUGAAUCUGACUUUUAUAUAUUGCUUCUCAGGGGAAUAAUGUAGCUAUAGUAGAGUAGUAGAAAGUCAUGGCUUCCUUCCCUAGCGGAGUGAAGGUGCAAGAAGUCCUCUUGGACACAGUGUCCCUGCUAACUAUAGUAGCACAUUCUACAAGCCAGGACCUAGUACCCACUCCCUUGCCUAUUUAUAGACUUUUUCAGAAGGUCAGUUGCAGCAGGAGUCUCAGGACAGAGUAAUCUGGUCUCAGACCUCCCAUAUAACUGAUGCCCUCCAGACCACCUCUUAUUCUGGGGGAUCCUUAAGGGAAGCUGCAAAGAACUGGCAUUUCACGAAGUACCAGAGCCCUCUAGAGGCUCAGAUCCUGAGUCAGUAGUUCUACCUUAACUGCCCUUGGUAUAGUUUGUUCCUUUCACCCAAUGGGCUGGACCAGCUUCCUUGGAUUAGUCACAUAAGCAGUUGUGACGUCUCAGCUACUGUCCUUGAGUGUUCUACCUUACGACAAGUUUAGGAAGGAUAGGGGCUAAAGAUCAAGGACUUCUAACCAUGAAGACAGACAGCAAUCUCCUUUGGAAAUCUCAUAGGGAACCUGUCUUCUGAUUAGCGUAAAUGAAUGCCAAACCUACCUCAAGAUAAAAAAGAUGCACAGGAUAACAUAACCCACCAAGUCCAGGAUCUUGCUAGCCAGAAUCCUUACCUCAUAAUAGAGAUUGUCCCAGGCCUUAUUUACUAGGCUCAAGCAUUGUUAAUAAAAACAUUUAUUUUGCAUUUUAUACAGAACAACCUGAAAUCUGCAUCAUGACUUGACAGUUACCCAGGGGUUUACAGACAGUAUUAUCCAUCUCAACAGCGUGGUUCUGGGGAUUUGGGAUCCACACAAACACAGGCAGGAGUUGCGAGGGAGGAAGGGGGCACAGCAGGAGUGUAUUUUUAAUCCUUUCUUGAAAAGAAAAGGCAGUAGAGCAUUCUGAGUCACUGGAAACCUGUGCAUAUGGGGCUUCUAAAACAAACACUGUACUGUGAGAUCUUGGGGAAGGGGCAGGAUAAGAACCCUGAUAAAUAAAAGGAUAUUUGCUUGUGGCAGGGGAUGAGGAGGGAGGUUUACUAUUUUUAAUGCCCUCAGCCCCAGUACCUCAUAUUCAAAGGAGACCAUGUCCAAUCUCAUUUCCCUGUUCAGAAAGAGGUGCUAGUACCCCUGGGAUCAGGCCAUGAAGAUAUCAUGCUGGUAAUUCCCAAGUCCCUGUUCUACAGCCCACAGCAUAUUAAAGGGGAAAGAAAAAAGGUCAGAGGGUAGUGGCUUGUGUUCCAGGGAAGCAAAAAGCUUAGUUCAUAUUAAGCACUGAUAAAGCCAAAUAAUGGGAAAGACCACAAUAUCAUACAGUGCUGUAUACAACCUGCUGAAAGAGGUCUCUAGUAGGGACCAAGAGGGGAAGGUCCAGAGCAACCUUGGCUUGAGGUGCAGCAGGUAUAGAAAAUCUGGAAAGAGGUGAGUAUUCAAGUAACAGGGAAUAGAACACUCCCAGAUCUUAAUUUCAAUGGGAUAAUUUAAAAAAGAGAAAUAAAAAUCAAA